AUGUUCUACAUGGGCCGCGUGCGGAGGUCACUACGAGCAGCUUUCCACCGAAAGCACCCAGGUGAGUGCAUGCCAGCUGCUCCUCUUCGGGCUUUGGGCUACACCUCUGCCGGUGGCUCUUUCGCCAAGAUCGGUGGCGACAAUAAGCCCAUGAGCUCAUUAAUGAAGAUCGGCUAUGCUACUGGCACUGGCAACGUUUACUGCAACAAGAUUGUGCUGAUGGACGAAGCGCACAAUCUGGUCCGCAGCCAGACACAGUACGCGGAGCAGUUGCAGCGCUUGCGGCGAUUGCUCUACGAGGCCCGUAGCUUGGUCUUGGCGGGCUUCACCGGCACACCGAUCCUCUCGGAGCCCAGCGAGGGGCGGCAGCUCCUGGACAUCAUCAAGGGCGUCAUGGCGCCUGAUGGAGACGAAGGAUAUCUCUCCUCCUUUCCCAUGCGGCCGCAGCCGCUGUUUCCCGUGUCGCUCCCCCGGGGACUGCCUGACGGCGUCCUGACGCUGGCGCGACGGCGGCAGCUGAUUCGGAAGGCCCCUGCUUGCCAAAAAGUGGGAGUUAGCGCCCAUGGUUCUAGGAUUAGGGUACUUUGGGGUUGA
Symbiodinium sp. CCMP2592 is the source of this 594-nucleotide messenger RNA. Lineage: Eukaryota; Dinophyceae; Suessiales; Symbiodiniaceae. The record is from the annotation of a GenBank genome assembly.